AUGACCAGCCAACCACCCUACCCUAUCCAUGAGAGCAUCCUGCCCAGGCUCGAUGCCCAGUACAGGGAUUUCUAUAAUGAGCACCUCGUCAACAAGCAGCAGGUCCAUCUGCAGCCUGUCGCGGCGUCACGCGUCGGCGGAACUCUCAUCCCUGGCAGCGGUCCAUUGCAAGAGGUCGCUAGCACUGUUGACUACUCCCUUCCACGGAAAGAGAGCCAGGGCCCCGAGGUCAAAGUGAGAUGCUUCACACCGUUGGGCGAGAAACCGGAGGGCGGCUGGCCCGUGUGCAUCUUUUUCCACGGCGGCGGCUGGGUGCUCGGAAACAUCGAUACGGAAAAUGUCAUUGCGUCGCAUCUGUGCUCCAGGGGAAAGAGCGUGGUCGUAGCAGUGGACUAUAGAUUGGCACCCGAAGACCCCUUCCCUGCAGCUGUCGAGGACGCUUGGGAGGCGACGCUGUGGGUGCUCAACGAGGGCAAGGAGAUUCUGUCGCUCAACGUUGACAAGCUCGCUACUGGUGGCUCGUCAGCCGGCGCCAACCUUGCGGCCGUCAUGUGCCAGCGCGCAGUCGCCCGGGGCACCAAGCUAUUCAAGCUGCAGCUCCUCUCUGUGCCCGUCGCGGACAACACUGCAGACACCACAAACAACUCAUCCUGGAAAGAAUACGAGCAUACGCCCGCUCUGCCCGCACCCAAAAUGCUCUGGUACAGGAACCACUACCUGCCCAACAAGGAGGACUGGUCCAACCCAGAGGCGAGCCCGUUGCUGUGGAAGGGCGAUUGGGCCAAGUUACCGCCCGCGUGCUUCGUCAUCGGUGAGCUUGACGUCCUGCGGUCAGAGGGCGAGCAGUUUGCCGAGAGGUUAGAGGCUGCAGGCGUCAAGACUGAGGUCCAUCUCAUGAAGGGCCAGCCUCACCCGUUCAUCGCCAUGGAUGCUGUCCUCGAGGCUGGCUCGAGAGCCAUCACUGUUUUCUGCGAAGCCUUGUAUAGAGUCGCAUUUCAAUAG
Molecule: messenger RNA, 1002 nt
Organism: Emericellopsis atlantica
Lineage: Eukaryota; Fungi; Ascomycota; Sordariomycetes; Hypocreales; Bionectriaceae
Product: alpha/beta hydrolase fold-domain-containing protein
Exons: 2
Coding region: 1-1002 (333 amino acids)
Molecular function (GO): hydrolase activity
Source: RefSeq, a predicted model, not a curated record